AAAAUGGUACCGUCCAAAGAUGGAAGAUGGUGGGUCUGUGGAUGUGAUUUGCAGACGAUUUCUGUUACUUAACAUUUCAGGUGGGUGUGGAUGUUGACCGAAAAAAAGACAAGAUAUUGAAAAUCUGACUCCAAACAGACAUGGCGACAAGAGCUGCAACAUUCACAUCAAAGAUUCGGAAUCUGAAAGAUUACCACUAUCGCAUCGUCAACAAUUUAACACCACUGCCAACUGGUGCUGACAUCGCCAACACACUGAAAUAUUUCUCAACAACCCUCUUGAAUGUGUUAAAGGAUGUACCGAACAUUCCUGCUGAAAGUUACGGACCACGACAGCGUGACAGUGUCCGUCUGUCCGUCUUCCCCAACCUCAACUACUGUGGACUGUACCACUCUGUCAUGAACAUCAUUGACCUCUUUCCCAUGACACAGAUUGAACCGACACAAGCUCUGAAUGUUGGAGAAGCUGUUCUCAAUGUUCUUGGAUGGCUUGUGCCAUUUCUCGAGCAUGAUCUUCUCGAUUCCCUGCCCUACACCGUAGCAUCAACCCUUGCCAUCUUCCCACCAACUCUUCAUAAGGAUACCAUUGAUCUGCUGUGCAGUCGACUCCUACCAAUGACGUUAGGCUAUGAUGGGUGUACAGAACCAACAUAUGCUAGUGAGUCAGCUGCAGCUAUUAUAACCCUAGUCUUUCAGCAUACUGAAAAUGGAGCAUUCCACUCCCAGAUUCUGGAGACGUUAAUGAGCAUGAAAAAGGAUAUUGUGAAGGAUGUGCUGAGUAUCAUGGCGUAUGGUCCGCCAGCCGCGCGUGCUCCUGCUGCACAUCUCUUGUUUUACUACUGGCCGCAGCUGAACCCGAGUCUGAGCGAUCGGCGUGGAAUUCAUUACAAGUACUGUGGAAAGGAAUUUACUGCCUGGCCUCCAGUGCUGUGUCAGAGGAAAGACUGUGUUAACUCAAAUAAUUGUCAAGCUGUCAAGAUGUGUGUCAACCCAGCUCUGGCUAUCCAGUCAGGCAACACUCCGCCACCUCUCUACAUCUGCGGUGACUGUGCGGAAGUACUGAGACGCGAACACAGUGACUACAUGGUGGAUCUUCUACUUCCAAUGACACACGUCUCAACUAUCUGUGAAAAUAAGAACUGCAGAUCUGAGAACAACAUUGCUGAGUGUACAUGUUUCUCCAUUGAAUGUGCCAGCUUCAAUGGUAAUCGACCAAUCCGCUAUUGCCGCUCAUGCCAUGAGUUUCGCCAUGGUAACCACAGUGGGCAGAACCAUGUGUUUCAUCUGAGUAUUACUGAUAUCUGGAGCUGUAAUCAAGAGAUACAGAGAUACCUCAUGGAUGGCAUUGUCAGCUUAAUGAAAGAAGCUCAGCCAAUUGAAUCGAAGCGAAUGGUAGAAAUGGGUGAGGAACACCGUCGCCCAAUGGAAGAGGAGGAAUAUUUUGAGGUGGAGGAAGGGGGAGAGCGCAAGCUGUUGAGCCGUUAUGGAAUAUGGCUGCUUGUGGAACUGUGUCUUCCGGAAGAUGAAGACAUUCCAAUUGAAGUGCUUGGUCGUCUACUCGGCAUGCUGUUUCAGUGGUUUGAUGCUACUGCUUAUCUCCCAGAUGAUAAUGUUGGGAAUGCUCUUGAAAGACUAAAACCUGAGUACAUCUACAACUGGCUGCAGGAAGUGAUGAAGACUCAUUUUGAGGUGGUCGUUUCUUGUCUGCUGCCACAUCCUGUAGAGUACUCGAGAAUCGGAGGAUUUUGGGAUACUUUAGCCACUAGGACAACCCAGAUUAAAGAAGGUCUAAACUGCUUUUUUUGUCUUGUUCCAUACGACAUCAUUACUUUUGAGAUCUGGGACUAUGUGAUGCCAUACUGGCUGGAGGCAAUAAGAACAGAAAUACCAGAAGAAGAUCUUCACGAGCUGAAAGUGCUGCUCAGCAAAGCAUUUGACAUUGACAUGUGUCCCCUGCCGUUCACCCUAGACAAGAUGUAUCACUUCGUCUCCGAUCGGUUUGCAGACAGCAGUGCUUGUGUCCAAGAACAAGCUCUUCAGUGGCUACAGAUUCUGUCUGGACUGGACAUCAUAAUUCCCAUGCACCUGUUGCUGAAGAUCUUCAAGAAUGGAGUGGAGCAGAUCAACUCUGACCCCGAGGGUGUGGAUGCAGUGGGAGGGGAAGGCCAGCCUUACCAUGUGCUUCCCGCAUCCUCCCCUGUGGAGGAAUAUCCACCACCCCUCAGCCCAGAGAGACAUCCACAUGUGAACAACCCAUUUGAUGUGUACGAGCGAGAAACGGAGCUCAUCCUUCCCUGCUUCAUAAUGUGUCUGGACAUCUCCUUGAAACAGAUGGAGCUGCAAGAAUCUCCCAAACACCUUGGAAUCUACAACGAGACGAGUCGAGAGGUGAUGCUGCUGUUGACCGGAAUGCUGAGGAAGGAGUGGGAUGGUUUCCACUCAUGCGUCACGGAGCAGCUGCGUGUUAACUGCGUGUUCUGUCAGAACAUCGCGCUGUGGCAUCAGUUGGCGUCACAACUCAUGGAACACAUCUGUCCCAGAGAUCCGCUCAAGCUGCCAUCAAAAGACCUGCCGAAGGUGGAUGAUAUUAAGCACCAGACAAUACGCGAAACACCAGAUGAUUCGACUUCUCAGGUUGAUAAAGAAGAGCGUGAUCCGGAGUUUGAUGUUAUGUCUAUGCCAGUCUAUCUACAGCUGUAUGACAUGUUGCUAAAGAGUUUAUGCAGUGUCACUGAUGUGGAUGCUCUGUUUUCUUUGCUGACGUCGAUGAAGUAUCUCAUCCUUCAUGGAGAGUGUCUCAACUACACGAUCAACCAAUACAAUGUCUUCAUCACCUUCAUAUUUAAGAAAUACUUCGUACCAAAUCUUUGGAAACUGCUGCAGGCCGAGCACUCCCAGCUUGCUACAGUGAGUGUUCCACUGAUGCUGCAUGUUAUCACCCUGCCUUCAGGGGCUGACCUCUUGUGGAAACUGGUGGAGGACGACUUCGGGAAUGAUGACUGGAAAGCUAGGUUUGCUGCAGUUGAAAAGGUCACGGUCCUGGCUCGUUGCUUGGACACGGAUUCGAUCAGUAAAAACCAAGUGAUUCAGACGAGUCUCUCGCACGCCUUCUGUCAGCUGAUUGGAUCAGUGGAAGACAUCAAUGCAGCUGUCGCUCAGAAAGCCAUCAUGUUUCUCGAAACAAUAAGACCCGUGGCUCUCAAGUGUUUGUGCCAGUGCCUGGAGUUUCAGUUUGACAGUGUGAUUAAUGACCGCGGAAUGAUCCUGCACCGCAUGCAGCUGUUGUCGUCAGUUCUGCCCAACGAGCAGAUUCUCAGCUGGAAGUUCUUCCUGAACCGCUUCGACACACUGUCCCUCGAGGCCCAGAUUGACUUGGAAAGCAGUGGUGAUAUAGCUUAUCUUACAGAUUUGACGAGUAGCGACAGACAGAGUGAACAUUUUCUACGCAAAUUAAAUCGAGCUCGGUUUGCCCUGGCCAGGACAGACAGCAUCCGGUCGCUGAGUGAGAGUAUGAAGGGAAAACCACCGUACAGACGAGCAGUUUCUGUACCUCUGCAUCUCCUUGCCAAAGGAAUUCCUGUUCCGAAAAUUGACGUGUCUGAGAGGAAAAGACACCACUCGUCCAUGGCAUUUUGGUAUAAAUGUUUGUCAUUGGACAAGGAGAAGUCUUGUAUCCGCCAGCAGUCGGCUCCACAGUUCACGCUCGGUCGGAGAAUGGGAUCGAAGCUCAAUCUUGGCUCUUUUGGUACCAACAUGUUUCCAGGUGGCCAGUUAAAAGAAUUCACUGAUGAAGAAAGCAACUUCACUGCCCUCCUGCAGCGAGCGAUGGAUCUUGAUGGAGUGGACCGGGAUACAGUCUAUCUACUAGUGGCUUUACUUAUGAAAUUCAUGGUAAAUAUAAAGGAGGAGGAAGAUACAUCAGAAGAAAAAGAUUCAGGCAAAUCUCAGAGUAUUGUUUUGCGCCAUUUGAAUGUUCUACUUGGCUACAAUCAAACAGAGAAGUCAUUCAGUGUUCCACCUUACAAACUGAGAUCUUCAGCUGUUUUCAAUUCAUUUUUAAGUGGCAUAUCAUUUGUGUUGGACCGUAACUUCCAGCUGGGGAAUGUGGUGUUGCCAAUCACAUUGCUUCUGCUGCAGUACAGCCCGUCUCCCCAGCGAUAUGCCUCUGACUACCAGCCCCCCAACUACACACUGUGGUACCUGGAGCCCCACACUCGGCUGUCCUGGCUUCAGACGCUGCUCGUCAUACUCUACAAGUAUCAGAUCAGCACUUCCCCUGUGUCUGCCAUAAUACAGACGUUGGUACAGCUGGUGGUGAACACAGUUGAUGCCCAGCAUCACAAGUGUAAGAUCCCGGAUGAUGGAUUCCCACCUCCCAGCCCCACCAUCAGAGAAAGAAAUCCCAGUAAGAUGUCGGCUAACGACCUUGAAAACAUUCAAGAGACGGACACCCCUCCACAGAGCCCGCUGACUUCCAAACCAACGGGUGAAGACAAGGCGACGAUCCACGUGUCAUCCACCCCAUCGUCGAGUGUAGUCAAGUAUCUGAAAGGACAGAAUGAUGGCGCUGACAGCAGCGAGGGUGUUCUGUCUGACGCUGAGUGUACGCCAACACUGCCGGGAGCCAGGAAGGAUGGAGUGCGUAAGAUGGCAAAGUUCCGACAGCCGAGACGGCUCAUUGACUACUCGGAACCUGAGUCGGCUGAUGAUGAUUCCAAGGAGUCGUCAAGGAGACCCGAGUCUUCAGAGAAAUCUUCUGAAUCAGAAAAAGCACCUAUUGAUGUUUCAAACAUCCAGAUCACUGAAGAAAUGACAUCAUCACCGGGAUAUUCUUCGACUGUGGAGCGAAAAAUGGCUCAACAGCUAAAAGAGUUCCAGGCAUCACAGUCAGACCCUGUGAAGACCAGCCAGACCUCGUCUCAAGCCGCGAGCAGCAGCACGACUGAGGGUUCGAGCAACCGUGACGGCAUGACGACAUCGGAGAUAAGUCGUGACGCACCGUCGGAGCUGGAGAGUACGGAGAGCGAGAAGACGCAGACGUCGGACUGUGAGUCGGAGAAACACACGGUCGGCACCGACUCUGGAGGUGAUGGGGCGCAUGAAGACGGCAGAGAUGAGAACAAACACAGCAAGUCCGGGCAGGUGUUGAAACCUAAUUUCCGCCAGCGUAAGUCGAGGAAGACUGGACUGACCACCGUGGAGUUGCAGAAGAUAUUUCCUGAGCUGAACGAGACUUGUCCGGAGAAAGAAGAGGACAAAUCUAAUACCAACAGACAUUCCGGGAGAAGAACCCGCAAAGCAGCACUUCUUGCUAAAAGUCAGGCGGGUGCCAAAAAGCAGUCUGCAUCUCGUUUUGGGGACAACAUCAUGAUCGAGAAAUGCACGGAAUGUGGAGCCAUAUUGGAGCAGUAUGAUGAUGACACGAUCGGCCUGGCCAUCACCGUCCUGGCAACCUUCAUACACCGGGAGCCGGCCCUGGCCACGCCCAUGUUGCUGGACAUGCUCAAGGGUGUCUCUUGCAUUGCAUCUAACAGUCAGUAUUCUUGGCAGGCAGAAAGCAAUCUAAUGAUGCCAGGUAACUGUGUGAGCAUUGCACGGCAGUUUCUGCGAUGUGUGUUGCACCAUCUUGCUCCAAAUGGAAUCUUUCCCAUGCUGUUUCAGAGUCGAUUUGAUGAUCCUCAUUUCUUCAAAACCAUGGCAACUGCUCUGGUUGAUUUUAACGAGCUGACAUCACACGCUCCAUUACAGCUUGUGCUAGAGGGUCUGAACCAAAGAAAGACUCUUCCCCACGAGAACAUCAUGUUGUUGCUGUCCAACAUCUCCAUCUACCUGAACUGCAUCACACUGGAGAGCUCCACUCCCAUGUGGGCCAACAUCCUCGCACAGUUCGACCUCUUCUUCCGCAGACUGCCAACCAUCCUGCCAAACCCGUGUGACAUUAAAGAAGUCCUCAAGAUCAUCCUCUCAUUGCUGAAAAUACCUGCUAUUGCAAAUGUCCGAAACAUUUUGGAGCCGUUCUCGAAGCUGCUGAGUUUCACAGUACAGAACUGUUCAUUCAAGUUACAGGAUCUUCUCGACAUCUGCUCCAUGUGUAACAGAGUUUUUACCAGGGAGCGUGAUAAGCUGAUAUUAACACGUACAGUGAUUUUUGAACUUGUUCAGGCACUCAAAUUCAAAUCCAUUCUUCCUGAUGAAAACUUGCUUAUGCUUGUUCAGUUCCUUGUUCUUGACACGGGCGGCACGAUUUGUCCAUCACACUCGAUUGGCGACGUAGGCAUGCUGUUCUUCCAGUCACAGUCAAUGAUCAGCACGUGUGCGGCAGAGUGUAUGAGACACUACAUCAACGACUGCAUGGAGUUCAUCGCCGAUCUACACACGCUCACCAAGGUCAAGAGUAACAUGAAAGGAGGUUCUAACAGCCUGAACGAGGACACACUUGGAAGUCAGCUCAAGUCGGGAAUAGCCCAGUACAUUGCUCUGGAGAUCACACGGGGGAAUGGCAGAGACAACCGAGCCAUCUCCCGCUACCUGCCCUGGCUUUACCACCCACCCACCACCAUGCAACAAGGGCCCAAAGAGUUCAUUGACUGCAUUGGUCAUGUGAGAUUACUGUCGUGGCUUCUGAUUGGCUCGCUGACUCACACGGCCGUCACAGAGGGUUCGGCUCCCAUCUCGUGUUUACCUGUACCACUGGAAGCCUGCAGCCACAUCGCAGAGCACAUUAUGGUCAUCAUGACAGGCUUCGCAGAACAGUCCAAGGCUUCUGUUCUUCACAUGUCUUCUUUGUUUCAUGCAUUUAUUUUCUGCCAGCUGUGGACGAUGUACUGUGAGUCUGCAGCAGCUCUACACCCACCAAGCAGUGAGCAGCAUCAGACCGCAUCGUGUAUGAUCAUGGACUUCUGGGCACGUGUCACACCCGGAAUACUGCAGCUCCUGUCGCACUCUAAAGUGGAUAAAUCCACCUAUGAGCUUGCAGAGAUGGUGAACUUACAUUUCUUGAGUCUGAUGGAGGCAUUGCAAGAAUGUAACUCAUCUGUGCUCGCCAAGUUAUUUCCCAUGUGGACGCCCAUCUUAUUUGCGUAUCAUGCCCAGCUUCCUGGUCACCUCCAGGUCCGACUACAGACAUGCCAGUGUUGGGAGCCGCCUCAUCCCACCAAGGACCAGUCCUCGUUCAACUCGAGUAUUCUGCUCACCUGGCUGAAGAGAAUUCAGUUUAAACUUGGCCAGAUCGAAAUACAGUCAUCGGCUGCCACUCAGUUCUACACUGUUUAAAUGUGGUUAAUUCUGGUACAUAAACUGUAGGUCAGAGUGCAGAGUUUGCAAUUCAGUUCUACAGUCUAAGUAUGGUUAAUUCUGCAACAUAAACUGUAGAUCAAAGUGCAGUGUCUGCAAUUCUGUUCUACAGUCUACGUGUGGUUAAUUCUGCAACAUAAACUGUAGAUCAAAGUGCAGUGUCUGCAAUUCAGUUCUACAGUCUACGUGUGGUUAAUUCUGCAACAUAAACUGUAGAUCAAAGUGCAGUGUCUACAAUUCAGUUCUACAGUCUAAGUGUGGUUAAUUCUGAUACAUAAACUGUAGAUUGAAGUUCUGCCACUCAGUUCUACACUGUCUAAAUGUGGUUAAUUCUGUUACAUAAACUGUAGCUGAAAAUGCAGUCCUUGUCUGCAAUUCAGGUUUAAUUCCACUUAUGCCUAAAAAUAAUUUGUAAAUUUGUUGUCCUACACACAAAUACAUAUUAUUUAUAUCUAUACAGAUAAUCCUAAAAUUAAAAAAAAAAUGAUUUGCAUAUUUUGUAUACUAAGUUAUAAUUAACGUAUGAAGUAUUCCAUAUUUUGAUCAAUAGAUGUUGCAUGCAUAUUCAUUUUAUGACUGUAUUUAGGAAAUACUUUGUAUAGUAUCUAAUUAUUGAUUAUUGUUGGAGGGGUGGUGGUGUACUACCCCAGACUAGACCACUUUGGUAGUUAUUUGUGUUUCUCCCUGUUUUGUUGUCUGUACAGUUGUAAUGAGGACAGCAGUGAAUAUAUGUAAUCAAUGUUAGAAAUAAUGUGUAAAGUCAAACUAUCAAAUUUCAAAAAUAAAUUUAAUCAAACAUAGUGUAGUAACCGAGUAAUAUGUUUGUUAUGAAUGUAAAUAAUUUAAUAUCUUGUUUUAUUCCAAAAGGGUUUGUCUUUUUGUCCUAUAUAGAGAAAUGAUUAUAUUGCUAAUGAAUAUAAAUAUAUGUGCAGUUUUUUAAAUACACACAUACUGCCAAACUGUUGAAAAUCUUCCCAUUAUUUUUAUGUAGUGUGGGACGUACCCAGUUGUCAAGCACUACUGGCCUUGGUGGUUAAGCCAUAGAACUACAGGCUGGUCGGUACAGGGUUCGCACCCCGGUACCAGUUCCAAUCCAUAGUGAGUUCUUAAGGCCACUACACCCUCUUCUCUCUCACUAAC
Gigantopelta aegis is the source of this 8432-nucleotide messenger RNA. Its product is annotated as protein unc-79 homolog. Gene Ontology annotation, molecular function: protein binding. NCBI's taxonomy places the organism in Eukaryota, Metazoa, Mollusca, Gastropoda, Neomphalida, Peltospiridae. The record is from RefSeq and is a predicted model, not a curated record. The transcript has 54 exons. The coding region runs from base 141 to 7271 and encodes 2376 amino acids.